ACAGCUUGGCGCCAAGGCACGGAGUUGACGUCAACGGAAUCAGUGUUAGGGGCCCCCAAGCAGAGUCUGGAAAAGGGGGAUGGGAUGUGGGUGUGAAGGGAUGCAGCCCCCCCAAAAGAAAUCGGGGUGAAUCAGAAAUACCUACUAAUGAUGCCCUAAUGCAAAACCUGAGAAGAGAGAGAGGGGAAAAGAACAAGCAUAUAUUUGUCUAAAAUCGGGAAAAGAGAAAACCCAUGAAAAAUCGAGGCAGAAACACAUACGUUGAGGUCUAACCACGAACGAUAAAGGUGGAAGAAAGGACUUUUCUGCCUGCAACACCCAAGCACUAAGCUAAUCUCUUUAAUAAACGAAGAACUAUUGGAAACCAACAAGGGAAAGACAAAAGCAAACCAAAAAAGGGGGCAAAAGAGACCGCAAGUCACAGGACAAUGCAAAUGGCUGGAAGAAUCUUGACCUGACUAUCUGCGUAGCGAAACGCCAACCUGAGCUACCGGGUGAAGGCGGUGUAUGGCAGCGCGCUGAAUCGCAUGUGGUCACCCACCAUUGCGUGAAUCCACUGCAUAGAAUAGCAAGAAAUUGCGAGGGGAGUAAGCAGGUAGAUUACCAAGCCUGCCUCGGAUAGAAGACAUUCCUAUAUCACCAGGAAAAAUAACGGGGAUAUCGCUGCCAUAAAGGACCUGGAUCGUAAUAGAUCCAAUGAAAUAAAACCCGUUGCUGAAGUUUGUAGAAACGAAAUGUGUACAGUGCCAUUUUCCUGAGGCUAUAUGACCUGUGAUACCAUAACAGGCUGAAGGCUCAAGCAAAUGAAAAUUCCAGCUGUUCCCUAUCAAGUCUGAGGCCGAAGACAUUUGCAGAGAUGUAAAACGAUGCUACCAGAAGAGAGCUUCAAUUGGAUCUUCAGCAGGUGAUGUCAUCUGGUCCAGGGGCUCUCUUGUCUUGCACUGUGGACAUUCAGCACUGGAGAAUUCUUUGCUUUUUUUGACAUUGGACUCCUGUUUUAGUGAAACCCAAGAGUCCCUAACCACCCGGAAGAACUAACAGUUUGUCCUUUUGUAAAUUUCGUGCUCUGCCAAGAGGUGGUGGCUCACACCUUUAACUCCAGCACUUGGGAGGCAGAGGCAGACAGAUCUCUGAAUUCAAGGCCAGCUCAGUCUACAAAGUGAAUUCUAGGACAGCCAGGGCUCUACAGGAAAAACCUCAUCUCAAAGGUUUGGUUUCCUGGGAGUUGAGCAUAGGAACUGUGCCUAGAAGAAAGUGCUGCAGCCACAAGCUGUGUUGUAGAUUCGUUUCCAUUUCUGAGUUAACAGCCUGCAGCAGGACCUUAAGCAGCCUUCUACAGCUGUGAUAUUCCUGAGUAGAAACCUGGGACUUGGGUCAGCGUCUGGAAUCUGCAAUCAGAAAGGCCAGCACUUCCGACUCGACGACUCAACCUCAUAUCGUUGGGACUGUCUCAUUUUCAUGAGACACUAGAGGUUGACCGAAGCUUCCAUUGUCUCAGCCCUACCAGUGAGAAGAGCAGAGGCACCAGAGGCCACCAGCACAGCAUUUUACUUCAUUUUACUUCUGAUUGUGCAUGUUUUUUUGUGAAGAAAGAAUGGCUCAUCUAAAGAUAAAUGGUUUGGUCCAGAUCCGCAGCACAAACAGGAGCAAGCACACCAGGGCAUCUCAGUGGAAAGAAGCAGUCAUCGAGAUAGUAGAAAGAAAACAGAAAGUUAACCUGGUGGUUUCCUUCAAAUGGGAAGAAAGGAGAAGGGUUUUUCAGCUGGGUGAUAAUGUUACAGGUGUAGUGGUUAGUGGUGAGCUGGGGCUGUACCAUCUGGAUUUAACUUUGAGAGACGACACAUCCUUGCUCAUCGACAAGUUAUCCGCUACAGAUGUUGAACAUUUGAAGUCAUUCCUGGAUUCGUCUACUCCAUGUGAAACCCAGCAACCCAUGGAGCCCAAUAAUAAUCAGGAUGAUUCUGAAAGCAGUGAUCCUCUUUGCAGGGAGCAGGAGGCGGCCUGUGGAUCCAUGAAUACCACUCCAGAAGGUGGGACAUCACUCUCCCGGAAGACGCCACUUUCUAUGUCAAAUAUCACAGGCAGCCAAAAGAGAGGAGAAAAACAAGGCAGAAAGAGGAAGACAGAACCAUCACCAUCAUCCAGUGUAGAAAUGAACAAGGACAUUCUCAAAGAAAAUACUCCUGAACAAAAAAGGAAAUCCAGGCGAUAUUACUCCAGGAAUAGAGGAGGCAAAGCAGAGAAAGCUGUGGCUUUAAGAGAACAAGAAAAGCGUAGCAAUUGGAAACUUGAACCUGCUUUCACCUCCAAGUCCUAUGGAAAAGCUACCCUAGAUGGCACUAUUCUUCCAAUCGCAACAUGCUCUGAUGACAGAGAUGUAUCAAUAUUUGGCCUGGAGAUCAUAACACAUAACGGAGUCCAGUCUCUUUCUGACCCUUACCUAAAUCAACUAAAACGUGAAGGCUUCCCUAAUUUGGGAAAUACUUGUUACAUGAAUUCCAUUUUACAGUCUGUCUUUGGGAUUCCAACCUUUGCAAAGGACUUACUCACUCAAGGUAUCCCGUGGGAGAAGGUUUCCUACGAUGACCUUAUCAUGCCCUUAAGCCAGCUUCUUGUCUUGAAAGACAUUCGGGAUGUAGAGAUCAAGGGAGAGUUACUCACUAAUGUGAAGAAGACCAUUUCCACAGUUGCCGACACAUUCUCGGGCAACGAUCAGAAUGAUGCCCAUGAGUUUUUAAGUCUGUGUUUAGACCAGCUGAAACUGAACAUGGAGAAAGUAAAUGCCAUGUGGAGUAUUGACAGGAAAAACCCAUAUGCUGCCACCAAAAGGUUUGUUUGUCCCGUUAGUGCUAAUUUUGAGUUUGAGCUACAUAGCUCCAUUAUCUGUGAAGGCUGUGGUGAGGCUACUCUCAAAUCCGAAGUGAGUAAUUACCUCUCCAUUGACCUGCACCACGGGACAAAAACACAUCCUCUGUCAAUUCAAAAGUCUUUUGAUCUUUUCUUCACACCAGAAAAAAUCGAGCAUAACUGUGAGAAAUGCAAGAACAAGAAUUCUGUUCUCAAGUACACAUUGAGGAGACUCCCCAGGGUCCUCAUUGUUCAUCUGAAACGCUACCAAGUUUCCACUGACUUGAUGCCGGUGAAGAGUGAGCAGCCAGUUGAGAUUUCUAAGUAUUUAAAUAUAACUUCCCAUUGCCAUGAAAACAAGAAGCUACCAUUUCCCUUGGUUAAUACACCCCCAAAUUUCCCUCAAGGACUGAUACCUGACUUCUUCUGCCACUCAAUAUCAUCUAAGAAGAUGACUUCAGAAUUCUGUGACCCCAUGGUUCUACAGGUUGGAUCCAGUAUAGAUGCUGAAAUACAAAGCUUCCAGAUAAUGUAUGAGGAUGAAGAUACAGAUGAGGAGCAGCAGCAGAGAGGCCUGGAAAGUGGCUCUAUGCUGGAGCCAGAACUAGUGAAGACAGAAAACAGGAUACUCAGACAAAAGACAUCACUAGCAACUGACUCAAUGAUGGGUGACGGAUACAGCUUCCUUCCUAUGCUCUGUGAGCCUCUGAGCAUUCAAGAUCCAGGUCUUGCAGAGAUGGGUCUUCAAGAGGUUCCAGAGAAUCCAGAAUUUAAGAACUAUGAGAAAAUUAACAUAUUUGGAAAGCCAGAUGGCCACACUAACAUUGAGUUGUCAAGACUCUACCAGAGUCAUGGAAGCCGAAUCAAGGGUUUGUUCCUACCGGCAUCACUUGCAAGUGUUAGCUCUCAGGAAGACCCAGAGAAGGACCUGAGUAGGUCCCCAGAAUUUCCGGAAGAUGACCCACAUUCCUUUGCAUUCAGCUCUGAUGAUUCCAAAGAUAUGGAGAUGGGAGAUGAUCUUCAGAAUUACAGGCUCGUCAGUGUUGUCAGCCACUUUGGGAGCUCCCCAAAUUCAGGCCAUUACGUAAGCGAUGUGUAUGACUUUCAAAGGAAAGCCUGGCUCCUUUACAGUGAUGUCCAAGUGUUCGAGAGUUCAGAUCCCUCCAUUCAAGAGAACAGGCUAAACAGCGGAUACAUUUUCUUUUACAUGCAUAAUGAAAUUUUUGAGGAACUGUUGAAAAAGGCAUCCGAGUGCAAGCUCUUUAGCACAUCUAAAGAGGAAAGGAGGGACAUAGAUUAUUUCUCAUCAUUGCUGAACGGCCUUACAUACAUCCUAGAAGAAUUCUAAAUCCUGCCUAAAACGAAGAAGAGUCACAUAGCUCAAGAUGAAAACUCUGCAAAAAACAAGGAACGGACAUAUCAGAACAGAAACAGGCCUUGCUGACGCAGGCUAGGCACCAUUAUUUCCUAUAAGGCUAAAUGGUGCUUUUCCUGUUUUGUGGUGGUUUUAAUUUAUUCACAGAUGUUAAUAAAAUCAUCAUUUUGAGAGUACCAUUUGUUAACGUAGUAGGGGAUCUGGGGAGAUGGUGCAGUAGUUGAGAGUGCAAACUUCACUUAUAGAGGACCCAAGCUUGAUCUCCUGAAGCCUAUGUUAGGUGUAAGUGCUUGUGCCCUUGGAGACAGGAGGCAUGAGAUAGCCUGGAAUGGGAUUACAAGUGAUAGCUGCCUAACUUAGGUGCUGGGAACUGAACUUAGGUCUUCUGCAAGGACAGUUUCCACUUUUAAACACUAAGCCAUCUCUUGGCUUUCAUUCUAAUUUUA
Messenger RNA from Mastomys coucha (southern multimammate mouse), 4668 nucleotides. Its product is annotated as ubiquitin carboxyl-terminal hydrolase 29. The transcript has 9 exons. The record is from RefSeq and is a predicted model, not a curated record. Gene Ontology annotation, molecular function: cysteine-type deubiquitinase activity; cysteine-type endopeptidase activity. Gene Ontology annotation, cellular component: cytosol; nucleus. Gene Ontology annotation, biological process: G1/S transition of mitotic cell cycle; protein deubiquitination. The coding region runs from base 1574 to 4195 and encodes 873 amino acids. NCBI's taxonomy places the organism in Eukaryota, Metazoa, Chordata, Mammalia, Rodentia, Muridae.